This is a messenger RNA of Lactuca sativa (garden lettuce), 951 nucleotides long. RefSeq names its product E3 ubiquitin-protein ligase RSL1. The record is from RefSeq and is a predicted model, not a curated record. NCBI's taxonomy places the organism in Eukaryota, Viridiplantae, Streptophyta, Magnoliopsida, Asterales, Asteraceae. Gene Ontology annotation, molecular function: ubiquitin-protein transferase activity; zinc ion binding. Gene Ontology annotation, biological process: protein ubiquitination.
AUGGCUAGCAGUUCACAGUCUGCUAUACACAACACUUUAGAUCAAGAUAAAUGUGUAGAUGUAGAUGAUUUCUACUUCUCAGCUCUCCAUGACGCCGAGGGCGAUAUCUUCCCGAUCUCCGAUGAGAAAUACGCCCAGGAACUACAACUUCAAGAGGCUCUAAUAUCUUCCGUAUCCAAAACAAAUGCAUCAUCUUCAUCACAAAAAGUUGCAUCAUCAUCGUCGUCAUCACAAAAUUUUGAAUCAUCAUCAUUAUCGCAAAACUCGCAGAAAGAGGCCGCAUCGUCGUCAAGGAAGCAACCAAUGGAGACAUCUGAAGAAGCCCAAUUACCCGAGAGCUUUUGUGGCAUUUGCAUGGACACAAAAGCUCAUUCAAAGAUGUUUUCAAAUUCAAAGGUUUGUGGGCAUCUGUUCUGCGUUGAUUGCAUACGCGAACAUGUAUCUGUGAAGAUUAAAGAAAACAUGGCGGAGGUGAAGUGUCCUGACCCAAAAUGCAAACGGCUAAUAGGACCAGAACUUUGUGGAUCCAUCGUCCCAAAAGAAGUACUUGAAAGAUGGGAGGAUGCUUUGUGCGAGUCUUUGAUCCUGGCUACUCAGAAAUUCUACUGCCCGUUUAAAGAUUGCUCGGCCAUGUUGGUGGAUGAUGGUGGAGAAGCUGUGACAUCAUCGGAAUGCCCAAACUGCCACAGAUUGUUUUGUGCGCAGUGUAAGGUGGCAUGGCAUACAGGGAUUGAUUGUCAUGAGUUUAAGAGCCUAAAGAAGGAUGAGAGAAAUCCAGAGGAUCUAAUGUUGAUGCAGCUUGCCAAGAACAAACAAUGGAAGAGAUGCCCAAGCUGCAAUUUUAUUGUGGAAAAACGAUACGGCUGCCAUCACAUUUCUUGCAGAUGUGGACAGCAUUUUUGUUAUGGAUGUGGGAAGGAACAUGUUGGAAGCCAUGCUUGUAAUGUUUGA